AUGUCGGCCACAGAAUCCCCGUCCUCUCCGGGUCCCGAUACGAGAGACGUCCCCCAUAUCCAUGAACACACCGAAACGCCGGCCGCUCCAACCGACCGCCUAGCUCAAACACAGGACGGUCUCGUCAGACCAGACAGCAGUCAAAUAGUCCAAAUGAGCGCGCAGGAUACAACAGAGGCACACCCCGCGGCUACUCCCUCCGAUCCCGCCGCGAUGGACUUGACGACUGCCCAACCACCACAGGCUGAGGCUGAGCAACUUGCGGGGCAGCUGGAAGGACUGUCGGUCUCCGGAGAUGCGACUCCAAAUCUGUCAUCCAGCGCAAAUACUCCUCCGCCCCCUCCGCCCCAGAAAGAUGAUGUCUACCUCAACCUGACAAGUUCUACGACCACUGCGCCAACGCUGCCAUCUAUCGAUCCAAACCACACCCCCGGCCCCGAAAAAGAGCUCCCAGAUGUGCCUAGUGACAGUGACCCGGAAUUUAAACGAGCUGGUCAGGCUGAAGGACCUCGGGACGAUAAUGCCUCCCAGCCAGAGAUUCAAAGUAUCAUGGGACAAUUCCAGGACCCCGCGCAGAGCACCGACCAAAAUGUGAUCAUGUCACCACGGCUUGAGCUUGCUGAGCAACUGCGAAGCGGUCCAACAUAUUUCCCGCCACGCCAAUCCAGUUUGGACCAUGCGGCUUCCACCGAGUCCGUGACCGCUCCGGUCGCUACCCCGGAGAAGCAGCCUGUAUCCCAACGUCCGCAGAUGCCCGAAUCGCCGGUACCAAACCGGAGAGCGUCCACCUCGACGAUCCUACCGCUGCCGGAACCAGAGCCUGACCAACCAUUCGAUUUUCACCGCUUCCUAGAACAGCUGCGACACCGCACCGCCGACCCCGUAGCCAAGUUUCUGCGGUCAUUCCUCAUGGAGUUUGGCAAGAAGCAAUGGAUGGUUCACGAGCAAGUCAAGAUCAUCAGCGAUUUCUUGACGUUUAUCACAAAUAAGAUGGCCAUGUGCGAGAUCUGGCGAGAUGUUUCGGAUAGCGAGUUCGACAAUGCCAAGGAAGGCAUGGAGAAACUUGUUAUGAAUCGUCUGUAUUCGCAGACUUUCGCCCCAGCCAUUCCAUCUCCACCGACGAUACCCAGAAGCGCAAGUCGGACCCGACGGAGAGAGCUAGAGAGGCUCCAUGGGCCGUGGCGACGUGGCCAGCAUCAGGAGGACGUUGAGCGAGACGAUAUCCUGGCUCAGAAGAUACGCAUUUACAGCUGGGUCAACGAAACACAUCUGGACAUCCCGACUGUGAGCGGUGGUGGACGCCGUUUCUUGAAUCUGGCACAGCAAGAAAUAUCAAAAAUCAAUGGCUACCGGGCUCCUCGAGACAAGGUCAUUUGCAUCUUAAACUGCUGCAAAGUCAUAUUUGGUUUAUUAAAGAAUUCCAAAAAGGCCGACACAUCUGCCGACUCUUUCAUCCCCCUCCUGAUCUAUGUGGUUUUGCAUGCAAACCCUGAUCAUCUUGUUUCUAACAUCCAAUAUAUUCUUCGAUUCCGCAACCAGGAUAAACUGGGCGGAGAAGCAGGUUAUUACAUUUCAUCGUUGUCUGGAGCCAUCCAGUUCAUCGAAACUCUCGACCGCACAAGUUUAACAGUCAGCGACGAGGAAUUCGAAAGCAACGUCGAAGCCGCCGUGUCCGCUAUCGCAGAACAAAACCGGGAAUCAGAAACCUUCGAAGAAAAACCUCCCACUCAACCCCCUCCAUCUCAGCCCCAGGCUGGACCAAGCCGCAAAGAAACUACUCAAUCCAGUGACGAAGACACCGCCCCAGUCGCAGGACUACUACGCACUAUCCAAAACCCCCUCUCCACCAUCGGCCGCAUCUUCUCCGACGACGGAGAUUCAGGCUCCGCUCCUCAAGAACGUCCUCAGCCUGUCCCGACACCCCAACCAGGUGUUGCUCCUCCCCGUCUCACUCCGAAUGUCUACCAGCCACCCCGCGCAAGCAGCGAGGACCGCCGCUCAGGCGAUGAGCGCGCCCGCGGUAGCGGAACCUCUGCGAAGAAGAAUCUAAGCCGUGUGCUCGACGCUCAGGAUGCUGCCGCACGCCAGGCUAGUGCUGAAGAUGCGGAGGCGCGUCGCAUCCAACGCGCUGAACAUAAUAAUGUUGUCGAGACACUCUCGAACAUGUUUCCCAACCUGGAUCAUGAUCUUAUUGACGACGUCGUUAAGAUGAAAGAGGGAAGGGUUGGUCUAGCUGUUGAUGCUUGUCUUGCUCUCAGCGCAGAGUAG
Messenger RNA from Penicillium roqueforti, 2268 nucleotides. RefSeq names its product guanine nucleotide exchange factor VPS9. The record is from RefSeq and is a predicted model, not a curated record. Gene Ontology annotation, biological process: vesicle-mediated transport. NCBI's taxonomy places the organism in Eukaryota, Fungi, Ascomycota, Eurotiomycetes, Eurotiales, Aspergillaceae. Gene Ontology annotation, cellular component: endocytic vesicle; cytosol. The coding region runs from base 1 to 2268 and encodes 755 amino acids. Gene Ontology annotation, molecular function: small GTPase binding; guanyl-nucleotide exchange factor activity; ubiquitin binding. The transcript has 4 exons.